Molecule: messenger RNA, 3024 nt
Organism: Letharia lupina
Lineage: Eukaryota; Fungi; Ascomycota; Lecanoromycetes; Lecanorales; Parmeliaceae
Exons: 2
Coding region: 1-3024 (1007 amino acids)
Biological process (GO): mismatch repair
Cellular component (GO): nucleus
Molecular function (GO): mismatched DNA binding; ATP binding; ATP-dependent DNA damage sensor activity
Source: RefSeq, a predicted model, not a curated record
AUGCGAAAUGUGGCUUUCUUUGCGACUCGCAAAAGGGUUUUGUGGAAAGACUUAAUCAGAUGUCCAUUCAGGCUUGCUGGCACACCGCCUAACGCCUACCCCUACUAUCACGGGUCUAAUUGGGAGAUUGCCCCAAAGAUCCAAUGUCGUGGAGCGAAAUCACGGGCAACCAUUUCCCUCAACGAUCUUCCACAAAAUACGUUUGCAGCCAAGCACAGCAUCUCAGAGACCGAGGAUGUCGGUCCAGCAUAUCCCACGGUGGUACAGCAGGCAUGGGACAAUAUGCGGAAGUUCGACAAGUGCGUACUGUUGACAAGGGUGGGAGGUUUCUACGAGCUUUACUUUGAGCACGCGGAAAAAUAUGGACCUCUUCUCAACAUCAAAGUGGCCCAAAAGAAGACUGCCGCUGGGUCUGUGCCCAUGGCAGGCUUCCCUUUCUACCAGUUGGACCGGUUCCUCAAAAUCCUCGUGCAGGAUCUGAACGAGUUUGUGGCCAUUAGUGAGGAAUUUGCGAACGAUGCUUCGGGCACUGUCAAGUCUGGGCUGUUGUUUGACCGGAAAGUUACUAGGACGAUCACGCCAGGCACUUUGAUUGACGAGAAAUUUAUGGAUCCAUACGAGAACAAUUUCCUGCUGGCCCUUCACCCACCUGGACCCGGCGAGUCGCCCUAUCCCUCGGAGAUCGAGAAGAUCCCAGCAGAGCUCGCGCAGGGCUCAGUACCGCCGUCACUGAUAUCGACAUCAAUCGGGCUGGCUUGGUUGGAUCUGUCAACAGGAGCUUUUUCCACGCAAAUAACCACCAUCGGAUCGCUGGCUUCCGCCGCUGCGCGGAUAGGGCCAAGGGAGAUCGUGCUAGAUGAUGAUCUUGGAGAUGGCAUGAAGCAGAGCAUAAUGGGCAUACUUGAGCAGCAACGUCAUCUUGUGACUUACCACUCAGCUUCAACACAAGCCCUUUCUAUGUCCUCUUGGACUCCAAUGUUGGAAACAGAAGUGCCCACGGAAUUGCAGCCUACAUUCACGAACGAGGAGGUCGCUGCAGGAAGCUUGCUUCUGGCAUAUGUGAAGGACAAACUUCAGGGUUCAGGGAUCAAAUUACAGCCACCAAUCCGAAGACAAGACGGGGAGACCAUGAGUAUUGACAAGAACAGUAUGAGAGCCCUGGAAAUUCUGGAGACGUCAAAGGGCGGUGUAGGCGGCGGCAAAGGCAGUCUACUGCAUACAGUGCGUCGUACCGUCACUAAAAGCGGUACAAGGCUGCUCAGAAACUGGAUUGCUUCUCCUUCUAUGUCUCUGCAGGUCAUCAAUGCAAGACUGGAUAUUGUAGCACUAUUCUUACGGGAUCGAGCUCUCGGAGAAGAUGUCACUAGUCUCCUUCGUCACAGCUACGAUUCUGAGCGUCUCGUGCAAAAAUUCUCUUUGGGCCGAGGAGAUGCCGAUGACCUGAUCAGUCUGCUUAGGACCAUCGAAGCGACGAGCGGGAUAGCGAGUCUACUGGAGACACGUUAUACCUUCUCUGAAGCCGAUUUCGAAACAGAUUCCCCUGACCGAAAGUAUCGUCAGUCUUUGCAGAACCUAAGCCGCCGACUUUGGCUUGAGGAACCAAAAGCACUCGCUGCUCGAAUUGCCUACGCCAUCGACGAAGACGGCCUCACGGAGAGCCACCGCAUCGAGGAAACCGAGAAUGCAGAUAUCGUCUUAAUGGCGCAGGAAGUUCUGCAAAAGGAAGGUUCUCCAGAGGACCAAGCUGCCAUGACCCGCCUUUCGCGCUCCAAGAUAAAGCAGAGACCUUCCGCCGACCAGGAAGGGGAGGAAGUGGAUACCUGGAUUCUGAGGAAAAACGCGAGUCCUAUGCUGGGGAGCCUGCAUGAAGCGCUAGAUGGUUUACGUCAAAACAAAGCAUUCUUGACAUCUCGCUUGAGAGGAGACCUGGAUGCACCAAGUCUAACAUUGAAGUGUACUCCGGGACAAGGGCAUUAUUGUCACGUCAAAGGGACUAAAGAUAUUGCCGCGUCCUUAAAGAAGUAUGUCGCCGCUCGAAACGUCAAAACGACCAAGUCAACGCGUUCCUUCCACCAGUCUGAGUGGAGCAGUCUUGGAAGCAAGAUAGAUCAAGCAAAGCUACGUAUCAAAGCUGAAGAGCAGCGUGUAUUCCAACUCCUACGUGAACAAGUCGUCGUGAACUUAGUCAAGUUACGACGGAAUGCUGCGGUACUCGACGAGCUUGAUAUCGGCUGCUCAUUCGCAACUCUAGCAAAAGAGCAAGGGUUUGUUAGACCUAUGCUGAACUCGGGCUUGGACCACAAGAUCGUUGGUGGGCGGCAUCCGACGGUAAAGCUCGGUUUGGAAGAGCAGGGAAGAGCCUUCGUCAGCAAUGACUGUUCGAUCGGCGUAGACGAACGUAUUUGGCUCAUCACGGGCCCAAAUAUGGCUGGCAAGAGCACAUUCCUACGCCAAAACGCUCUAAUAUCUGUAUUGGCUCAGGUCGGAUCCUUCGUUCCCGCCGAAUAUGCAGAGAUAGGCUUGGUCGACCAAAUAUUUACGAGAGUGGGUUCCGCAGAUGACCUGUUCCGAGACCAGUCCACAUUCAUGGUGGAAAUGAUGGAGACUGCUGCGAUUCUUAAUCAAGCUACGGCCCAGUCUUUUGUGAUAAUGGACGAAAUCGGACGUGGCACGACACCGGAGGAUGGGAUUGCAGUGGGCUUCGCAUGCUUGCAUCACCUGUACUACAAGAAUCUCUGCCGGACGCUUUUCGCUACGCAUUUCCACGCUUUAGCAGACAUGACAAAAGAUUUUGAGCACCUGGCAUGCUAUUGCACGGAUGUGGUAGAGCGACCUGGAGGAUCGUUUUCAUUUGUUCACCGUCUUCGGAAGGGCGUCAAUAGGAGCUCCCACGCUUUGAAAGUGGCACGCCUUGCAGGAAUUCCAGAAGCAGCAAUCGAGACCGCUCGGACUGUUCUGAAAAGUUUUGAUAAGCAGUCUGGCGGUUCUUUUGAAACAUCAUCGCCUCAAGCAGCGACGGCCUGA